CCUAACGGAAAGGGGAGGGGCGCCACCCCCAGGAGCCGCCUCAUGCCUCAGGCGCUUAAGGGGGCAGCUGAGCCGGACCUGGACCCGAGCCCGGGGAAGCCGGAGAUGGCCGAGUCUGACCCUGGGGAAAGGAACUACGACAACAUGCUGAAAAUGCUGUCGGACCUGAAUAAAGACUUGGAAAAGCUACUGGAAGAGAUGGAAAAAAUCUCAGGUCCAAUCAGCGCACUAUCACUCCAAUGGGACAGCUUGAUGUCCUGUGGAAGGGAAGGCAGCUCGGAAGCUGGAGAGUUGAUAUUCCUGAAUUAGGAUAGUGAAGAUGAAUCGUUAGCUUUGCCAGCUGAAAGCAAACUGCUGAUGGUGGUGUUUACGAACAGACACAGAGAAAAAAGCAUUUGUCAGAUCUAUGGCUGCAUACCGGGUAUCAGGGGAUAUAGGAAUUUGUUCAAGCAACAAACCCACUUCUGAAGCAGUCGCUACAAUUGGAGUUACCACCUGAUUGAGUCUCUAAAACCGCCUGCUGCACAGGCCAGAUAGGCAAACUGAGUGGGAAUGCGGUGGGAAUUAGGGAACUACCCCGCAUCCUUCAAGCCUUA
Messenger RNA from Sus scrofa (pig), 596 nucleotides. The record is from RefSeq and is a predicted model, not a curated record. Lineage: Eukaryota; Metazoa; Chordata; Mammalia; Artiodactyla; Suidae.